UCUUUCUCAUACUCCAACUAUAGGCAAUUCCAUGCAAAAAAGAGGGAGAUGAUUAAGCAGUUGGUAUUCAAAGCACUUGUACUUAGAAGAUAAAACAUGGCAAAUAGACAAUAUUUUUCACCAGCUUCAGCACCUUUAGUAGCUCUCAACAAUGGAAAUGGAUCAAGCAAGAAACCAAUAUUAGGUGGAAUUUUGAUUGCCAUUAUACUAGUAUUUGUUGCAGGCUGGUUAUAUUUUUGUUUCAAAAGGAAGCUGUAUACCAAUCUCAGGCUAUACAGGAAGCAGAAAGGGAAACAAGAUGCAAAGAAGAUGAAGUUGAGGCGAUUUCGUUUGGAGGAACUGCAGAAGGCUACAGAGAAUUUCAGCCAAGAAUUCUUGAUUGGUCGUGGAUCGUUUGCUAACGUCUAUCGUGGUACAUUUCCUGUGGAGGGAACUCUAGCAAUCAAGAAGCCUCAUUCUGAAGCAUACACAAGCAUUGAAGAUUUCAGAAAUGAAGUGAGAUUGCUGUCAAAAGUGAAGCAUGACAAUCUGGUUGCAUUGGUGGGAUUCUGUGAAGAAACAGGGCCAAAGGAAGCAAAAAUCUUGGUCUAUGAAUAUGUGACUAAUGGCUCAUUACUAGACUACAUCAUUGGGAGGGGAGGGGGGAGUUUAACAUGGAGGGAGAGAGUGAAAAUAGCCAUUGGAGUAGCUAAAGGAAUAGGCCAUCUGCACGAAGGGGUUAGCCCGAGCAUCAUCCACCGCGACCUGAAGCCGAGCAACAUCCUAGUCGGAGAGGGAUUUGAGGCGAAGGUGUCGGAUUUCGGGCUUGUCAGAACAGGGCCAGAUGGUGAUGAAUCACAUGUGACCAGCAAGGUUAAAGGGACACUAGGGUACCUUGACCCUGCAUAUUGCACAAGCUUUCAUCUCUCUCCAUUCACUGAUGUGUAUAGCUUUGGAGUCAUACUUCUGCAGCUUCUCACUGCUAGACCUGCACUUGACUCUGCUAGGGCUACUAAUUCUACUUCUCACAUCAUUGAUUGGGCAAGAUUGAGUAUUGAGGGGGGCAAGAUUAUGGAUAUCUUGGACACAAAUCUUCUAGUGCAAGGUUGCAACAUGGAAAUGAUGCUAAAAAUGGGAGAGAUUGGUCUAAGAUGUGUGGUGAAAGUGCCCAAGGAAAGGCCUACAAUGACCCAAGUGAGGCAAGAGCUGGAAGCAGCAUUGAAGGUGGCCGAGGAGGCGUCCCCGGACCACACUCCGCGAGACGAUCCCGCGGUAUCAGUGGGUGGAUAUGGGUGGGAAAGUGGUAUGACUCAUCGCUCAUCUCAUAGCGUUGUGAGUGUUGAUGGGAUUGGGCUUGAGAGAUUUCAUGUAGACAUGGAUAGUGUGUCUUUUCAGAGUGUGAAUUUGAGAUGUUUAGAAACAAGUAUUAGCAUGGAUUAG
Messenger RNA from Salvia splendens (bonfire salvia), 1419 nucleotides. RefSeq names its product receptor-like protein kinase THESEUS 1. The transcript has 7 exons. The coding region runs from base 97 to 1419 and encodes 440 amino acids. Gene Ontology annotation, molecular function: protein kinase activity; ATP binding. Lineage: Eukaryota; Viridiplantae; Streptophyta; Magnoliopsida; Lamiales; Lamiaceae. Gene Ontology annotation, biological process: protein phosphorylation. The record is from RefSeq and is a predicted model, not a curated record.